Molecule: messenger RNA, 2003 nt
Organism: Neolamprologus brichardi
Lineage: Eukaryota; Metazoa; Chordata; Actinopteri; Cichliformes; Cichlidae
Source: RefSeq, a predicted model, not a curated record
AGGAAGCUGAAAUGACGGAUGCGAUCAUGGGAGAGGUAGCAGGGGAUAGUUUAUUUACAUCGGAAGAGGCUCUGUAAGUUUAGAGGGAAGCCGAUGCGUGUGUCUCCCUCUACUUUCACGGACCCCCUCCUCCUCCGCUGGCAGAAAUUUAUAAAGAACAAAAAAUCUGACGAGGGAGGGAGGGGGGUUGAUAUACGCCGAGGCUGAAAUCGAGAGGCGAACCCAGGGAAAGAGGAGUAAUUCGUACCCGUGACUUUCCCCCUCUUAGUCCCCCAAAAGGAGGGGGAAAAGUCGCAAUAUUGGAAACGGAAAGGAAUGAGGUUCUAAAGGUGUGAAAACGACUGCAAUUGUGGAUACUUUAUAUAUUUUUAUUUCGAAAAAAUAUGGCCGAGAACGUUCUGGACUCUGGCCCGCCUUCAGCCAAGAGGCCUAAACUCUCCUCUCCGGCACUUUCCGCGUCCGCCAGCGAUGGAAACGAUUUCGGAUCUCUUUUUGAAUUGGAGCACGACCUCCCAGAUGAGCUCAUCAGCUCCAAUGAACCAGGUCUGGUCAAUGGCGGGGACCCUAACCAGCUGCACACCACUCUAGGAGGAGGACCGGCAUUGUUGGGUCCUGGAGGCGGUGGUGGAGGGGCAGGAGGAUUGGGUCUUGGGCUUGGUCAUGGUCCUGGGGGAGUUGGUGGAGGGCAGGAUGCAGUGGCCAAGCAUAAACAGCUGUCAGAGCUUUUGCGUGCAGGGGCAACACCCUCAACUCAGCCGGGGCACCAAGGAGCCAUGGGUAGCCCAGGAGGCCCCGCUGCCAUGGGGCAGCACUUAGCGAACAUGAAGGCGUCCCCUGGUCAGGGGCCUCAGCAGAUGAUGGGCCAAGGACAACACCUUUCCCCUCAGCAGCAGGCCAACAUGAUGCAGCAGCAGAGUGCUGCAGGUGGAAUGAUCAGGACCAUGAUGGGAGCACAGCAGAAAGGCAGUAAUGGACAGCAGCAGCCAGGCAUGAUUGGGAACCAGGUGAUUAAUGGCUCUCCAAGGAUGGGUUUCGGCAAUCAGGGGAUGGUCGGUGGCAGCAACCUUUUGGCUGAGACCCUACAGCAGCCGGGAGCUGGGGGCCAGGCUGGGAUAAGAGGCCAGCAGCCUGGAGCAAUGAACAAGAUGGGGAUGAUGGGGAAUCCAGGGGGGCCCUUUGGAGGCCCAUAUGGAAGUCAAGGAAAUCAAGGUCUGGGAGGCGCAGGGCUGGGCCCUCAGCUCCAGAACAAAGGUUCCAUGGCUAAUAGCAUGGCCCAGUUCAAUGUGGACAAGAAGAACCAGCCCAUGCAAGGAAUGGGCGCCAUGGGCACGCAGCAGUCACAGACAGGUGUGGGUGGUCCCACAGGUGCACCUGUGGGAGGAGCCCCCGGGAUGGUGCCGGGCGCUCAAGCAGUUGGUACCCAGGUUUCUGCAGCAUCCGCUGCAGCUGGAGCACCGCCCACAGCCGACCCUGAAAAACGCAAGCUAAUCCAGCAGCAACUGGUACUCCUGCUACAUGCACACAAGUGCCAGCGGCGGGAGCAGGCCAAUGGUGAAGUCUGGCAGUGCAACCUGCCCCACUGCCGGACUAUGAAGAAUGUCCUCAACCAUAUGACUCACUGCCAGGCUGGGAAGUCCUGUCAGGUUGCUCACUGUGCAUCAUCGAGGCAGAUCAUCUCCCACUGGAAGAAUUGCACGCGACAUGAUUGUCCUGUCUGCCUGCCGCUGAAGAAUGCCGGGGACAAGAGGAACACGCAGUCUCUACUUGCAGGGGCUGCUACAGGACUAGGCAGCUCACUUGGUACAAUCCCUGGUAGCCAACCAAGUGCUCCCAAUCUCAAUCAGCCGAGCCAGAUUGAUCCCAGCUCUAUAGAAAGGGCCUAUGCUGCUCUGGGCCUCACCUACCAAGGGAACCAAAUCCAGGCUCAGACUUCCCAGCCUAACAUGCCCAACCAAGGCCUUCAAGGGCAGGCUGGUGUGAGGCCUCUGAACCCAAUGGCUUAA